AUGCUCGCCAUCAGGACAGUACGCGCCCCUCGCGCCGCCUUCCAGCGUGCCCUCCUUGCAACAACGCGUCAAUACUCCGCCGACGCAUCUGCUCAACCCGCAACCAUUCAUCGUCUGGGAGUAAUAGGCGCAGGUCAAAUGGGCCUCGGAAUCGCCCUCGUAGCCGCCCGCAACGCCGCCGUCCCCGUAACCCUGAUAGACACCUCCCCCACCUCCCUCUCCAAAUCCCUCUCCUUCGCCGAAAAGCUCCUAGCAAAAGACGUCUCCAAAUCCAAACUCACCCAAUCCCAAUCCGACGAGAUCCGCAACCGCCUCACAACCUCCACCCAAAUUUCCGACCUCUCAGCCGUAGACAUGGUCAUCGAAGCCGUCCCCGAAAUCCUCACCCUCAAAUCCAAAAUCUUCUCCGAAUUGGCACAAGUCUGUGCCCCACAUGCCAUUCUUGCAACAAACACCUCAUCCAUCAGCAUCACGCGUCUGGCAGCAAGCACAAACUCCGACCCUCAAAAUCCCACCGACCUCUCCGCUUCCUCCCGCGUCGUGAGCACACAUUUCAUGAACCCGGUUCCCGUACAAAAAGGUGUCGAAAUCAUCUCCGCCCUACAAACUUCCCCCGAAACUCUCGCGACAGCAGUGGAAUUCUGUAAACGAAUGGGGAAAAUCCCCUCCGUUUCCGCCGAUUCCCCGGGAUUUCUCGCCAAUCGCAUUCUGAUGCCGUAUAUCAAUGAAGCGGUCAUUUGUCUGGAGACGGGCGUGGGAGGGAGGGAGGAUAUUGAUGAUAUCAUGAAGAAUGGGACGAAUGUACCCAUGGGUCCGUUGCAGUUGGCGGAUUUCAUUGGGCUGGAUACGUGUUUGGCGAUUAUGGAGGUGUUGCAUGGACAGUUGGGCGACAGCAAGUAUCGUCCCGCGGUGAGGUUGCGGCAGAUGGUGGAUGCCGGGUGGUUGGGGAAGAAGAGUGGAAAGGGAUUCUACACGUAUUAG
Ramularia collo-cygni is the source of this 981-nucleotide messenger RNA. RefSeq names its product probable 3-hydroxybutyryl-CoA dehydrogenase. The record is from RefSeq and is a predicted model, not a curated record. The coding region runs from base 1 to 981 and encodes 326 amino acids. NCBI's taxonomy places the organism in Eukaryota, Fungi, Ascomycota, Dothideomycetes, Mycosphaerellales, Mycosphaerellaceae. The transcript has 2 exons. Gene Ontology annotation, biological process: fatty acid metabolic process. Gene Ontology annotation, molecular function: NAD+ binding; oxidoreductase activity, acting on the CH-OH group of donors, NAD or NADP as acceptor.